Messenger RNA from Vollenhovia emeryi, 1069 nucleotides. RefSeq names its product cytochrome b5. The record is from RefSeq and is a predicted model, not a curated record. The transcript is spliced from 2 exons. NCBI's taxonomy places the organism in Eukaryota, Metazoa, Arthropoda, Insecta, Hymenoptera, Formicidae. Gene Ontology annotation, cellular component: membrane; intracellular membrane-bounded organelle. Gene Ontology annotation, molecular function: heme binding. The coding region runs from base 515 to 1054 and encodes 179 amino acids.
AUUUUUGUUUAAUAUUAUGCUCGACCAGAAAAUUCUAGCAUAAUGAAAUAUGUUAUCAAAAUGAAAUACGUAUAAAAAGAUAUUACAAAAAUAUUAGAUAUUACGUGUUUAAUUUUUCACAAUCUUCAUGUUUUUAACAUCACUGAUCGAAUAGGUCAUAUAAACAGAUAGCUCUGAUAAGUAGUGGCGUCGAAAUAACGAUUUUGAUCACGCGUUUCAAUAUCAUUUACGCGCGAACGCUGGUUGCAAUCUCGUCGUUGUAAUAUCUCGGAAUUAUCGUGGAAAAAAAAUGCGGCCUCUUCGUCACUUCUUUUCGCAAUUAUUUGGCGAAAGUGCAACACGUGUCAGACCGGCCGUUGCUUAUCGUCGUCGUGUGGAAUAUAAAUAAAAUCGCAAACCAAUCGUCAAUCUGUGUUCUCUUGCGUGGCGCAGAGUUUCGCGAGAGUGCAGCGGUGCUGAAGUGUCUUUCCUUUCCCUCUUUCUCUCUCCGAGCUGCGAACUGUGCGAGCGAGCUAUGAGACUUUUGGAAUUCCUACGGGAGAUUAUUACGCUUCGCCGAGAAGAUCAGGACAACGAUUUUACGAGCCGGACGGAAGUUUCUAAAACCCACAGUAGCAUGGAUCUCGUGAGCCUGGCUGUCCGCUCCGUCGAAUUAGGAGACGUGAAACCGUUGAGGGAGAGCUACUUGCAGGUCGAGCGUGACAAUGUCACAGAAAAAAGCGAUACCAUCAGAGAGCAAAGAUACAGGCCGAAGGAAAAGUCGCGCGACGAGGUCCGGACGAUCCAUUUGGCAGAGGUUGGCGGGCACGACGAACCCGAUGACUGCUGGCUCGUGAUCUACGAUUACGUGUACGACCUCACGGAAUUCCUGAUGGAACACCCAGGCGGCCAAGAGAUCAUCCUGGAACAUGCCGGACGAGACGCGACUUUGCCGUUUCUUAGCACCGGACACUCCCCCGGCUGGGCAAUCUUGGACAAGUACAAAAUUGGCGAGCUUCCGCCGAUGGAGAGAAUCUACCGUACUCCCAACGGCGUGACGCUCUCGGGAUUAUAAUCUGCUCGGAUCGUC